AGAUGUACACACAACAGUUUUCACAAGCUAAUUCGCGAGGACACUUCAGUGGAAAUUACAGCCUGUGAAGCUUACAGUCUGAUCAGAGAGCAGCAUGAAUUUAAACAACUUUGUGGUACUUCCCAGCAAGCCCAAGUCAAUGAAGUUAAAUGUCAGGAAUCUCCGAGAGUUGCGUAUGGAAACAGUGCAGCUGGAUCAACAUGCCAAGGAGAUGGAGAGCAGACUGGAGGAGCUCAGACAGCGGAUGAACCAGGAGAAAGAGGAGAGAGAGAAGAUGGGAGCAUCUCGUUGGCAUUCUGGACAACCUGGGGUUCUUGCCCCUUCAUUUCAGAACGUCAGGAUGAACAAGGAGAACAGACUCUCUCCAGGCAAGAUGAAGAUUAGAGUGCUGAAGGAUGAGCCUGUGCCAGCAGCACAGAAGCAGGUAAUGGCCGAACCAGUUGCCAAGGCGCAUGGUGUUAACAGGAAACUCAAACUGAAGGGAAAAGUCUGUGGACAGUGUGAAGUUCAGCUAGCCGGACUGAUGUGUGUUGAAUGUGGAGAGGAUUACUGUGCCGGCUGUUUUGUCCGAUUUCACCAGAAGGGGGCACUCAAACGCCAUCGAUUAGUUCCUGUACAGGCAGAGCUCCAGACUCCUGUCAGCACUCGGGAUGUGCUGGGCCGCCUCCAGCAACAGGUACACGGUGUGGAAAAUCAACUGGCACAAGGCGCAUCUCCCAAAUCCACAGAUGAAACAGAUGACGCAGAGGAAAGAUCAGCUACUGGGAGCCUUCAACCCAUGGCUGAGAACCAAAUUUACCGCACACAG
Danio rerio (zebrafish) is the source of this 808-nucleotide messenger RNA. The record is from RefSeq and is a predicted model, not a curated record. Lineage: Eukaryota; Metazoa; Chordata; Actinopteri; Cypriniformes; Danionidae.